Molecule: messenger RNA, 794 nt
Organism: Bombina bombina (fire-bellied toad)
Lineage: Eukaryota; Metazoa; Chordata; Amphibia; Anura; Bombinatoridae
Product: beta-crystallin B3-like
Exons: 6
Coding region: 1-768 (255 amino acids)
Biological process (GO): lens development in camera-type eye; visual perception
Molecular function (GO): structural constituent of eye lens
Source: RefSeq, a predicted model, not a curated record
AUGACCAUCCUUAUAUUUCCAUUUACAGAAGAUAUCAGAAGAUAUAUUGAUGACAUCCUGUUAAUAUGGAAGGGUGAAGAAGAAGCUUUACAAAAUUGGGUCGAACAACUUAAUGCAUUACCCACACCUUUUUCAAAGAUGUCUCACAGUUCAGCUCAAGGCAGUAUUGGCAGCCACUCAUCACUUGGUGUGCAAAACUACAAGUUGAUCUGCUAUGAGUAUGAGAACUUCCAAGGCCGGCGGGUAGAGUUUGGUUCUGAAUGCCGUAACCUGUGUGAUCGUGGCUUUGAACAUGUAAAGUCUAUUCGAGUAGAAUGUGGACCCUGGGUAGCCUAUGAGCAGAAAGAUUUCUGUGGUGAGAUGUUUGUUUUAGAGAAAGGAGAAUACCCUCGCUGGGAUUCCUGGUCUAACUGCUUCCGGACUGACAGAAUAAUGUCUCUACGCCCAGUCCGAAUGGACACACAAGAUUACAAAAUCUGCCUUUAUGAAUGUGCGAACUUUGAAGGUAGAAAGAUGGAAGUUUGUGAUGAAGACAUACCCAGCUUGUGGUCCUAUGGCUUCCAGGAUAGGGUGGCAAGUGUCCAAGUACUUGGUGGAACAUGGGUUGGGUACCAGUAUCCAGGAUACAGAGGAUAUCAGUAUCUCAUGGAGUUUGGGCCAUACAAACACUGGAACAAUUGGGGAGGCAGCCAACCCCAGAUUCAGUCCAUACGCCGAGUGAAGGAUAUGCAGUGGUAUAAAAGAGGAAACUUUGAGGUUGUAAACUAGAAUGGCACAGAGGAUAAGACACAGAA